CCGCGCGCAAAUCCGAACCAGUUCUCCUGGUGACGUCACGCGCCAAAAGCCCGCUCAACAUUUCUCCUCCCCCCAAAACCAGCCACAUUUUCGGCGCUUUCUGGGGACAACCAAGCGCCGAUCGCGUGUUUUGUGGACCCGCAAAGUUUCCGAUGUACUUCUGUGUGAGUUUUACGGCGUCUCGGAUCUACGAUCAGGGCUAAUUUUGCCAAGAUGUCACGGCACAGAUACUGCAGCUACGUUGAUGAUACAGACAGUGAUCUGUCGCAAAACGACCAUGAUUACGAUAUCUCAUCCAUCCGCGGAGGCAAGCGUCUGGGAAGCAAGACACGCUGGACCAAGGAUGAGGACGAGGCCCUGAGACAAGUGGCUAUUGACAUGGGGUCAGAUGAUAUUGACUGGAAGGCUGUUGCUAAAAGCUUUCCAGACAGAAGUGAUGUCCAGUGUCAACAUAGGUGGGAAAAGGUCUUGAACCCUGACCUGGUCAAAGGUCCCUGGACCAAGGAAGAAGACGAGAAGGUCGUUGAACUGGUGAGGAAGUAUGGACCCAAGCGCUGGUCACUCAUCGCCAAACACCUGAAGGGGCGUAUUGGCAAACAGUGCAGGGAACGGUGGCACAACCACCUGAACCCAGAGAUCAAGAAAUGUGCGUGGUCUGAGGAGGAAGACAGGAUCAUCUACGAGGCGCACAAACGACUGGGGAACAGAUGGGCAGAGAUCGCCAAACUACUGCCAGGAAGGACUGACAAUGCCAUAAAGAACCACUGGAAUUCCACCAUGCGUCGGAAGUAUGAGGCUGAGGAAGGCAUCACGCAGCCAUACCGCAGGCGUAACUCCAGCUCCUCCAUGUACUACCCCCUCUCCCACAACCACAUGUCCUAUCCAACAUACUACCCACCCCCGCAGCAGGAAGUGCAACAGCCCAUGCAUCAGCAGGACCAGAUGCAGGCCCAAGGAUACAUGCAGCAGCAGCAGCCCAUGUACAUGAACACAGCAGACUGUAGCAUGGCUCCCCCUGGUGACCACAACAUGCAACAGCAGCAGCAGCAGCACUACCCCACCGACACCAUGUCUCAGUGGAACAGCGACGUGGUGGAUGGCAUGAUGGGAGUGGGGAUGUCUAACGGCAUGGUACAGGGUACCGAGGACCCGUCACCGACCAAGUGGAUUGUGUACAACAUGGACAAUGAUGUUAUCAACGCUCUGCACGCAGCCAUCGUGUCGCCGCUGCGCUCGGUACCGGAGUUCACGGAGACGCUGCAGAUGGUGGACGCGGAGGGAGAGGAGUGGGACAAGGACUUCGGCCAGCUGGAGCUGAUCGGAGACAUGGCCAUCAACAGGACCGCCGAGAGGGAACAAGUCAGACACCUGCCUGCUGAGGGCAGCACAGAAUACAGGUUUGAUGGUCGUGCUAUCCAGGGGUUGGCCAAGGAGACCCCAGGGAAGAGCGGUGGUCUGAUCCCGAUUACAUCACCCAUCACGUCCAAGUUCACCACACCUCCCAUCCUCAGGAGAAAACGCAAGAAGCACAACUCUCUCAGCACCUCCGUCCUGUCCCACGACACCACCCUGACGCCCUGUAAGGAAGCUGACAACACUCCGCAGAGAACACCCAUCAAACCACUGCCAUUCUCACCUUCUCAGUUCCUUAACACCCCUGACAUCAACACGGAGAUGCUGACGUCCACUCCCAUCUGCAGCCGUGCUCCGACCAGCACCACGCCGGUCAGCGGUCCACUCAACACCCCAGCUACAAACACCUCCAUCAUGGGCAAGGAGAACAAGGAUGCACAGGAAGUGUUCCGUACCCCUCUGAUGAAGCGUCGUCUGAUUGACAUGACCCCCAGAACACCCACCCCAUUCAAGGACGCUCUCGCUGAGUUGGAGAAGAAAGGAGGAAAGCUGAAGAAUCUGCCCGUGACCCCAGGUCACAUUGAGAAGGACCUGUCGGAGGUCAUCAAACAGGAGGAUGGUGGGAAAUACAGCGAACUUUUCUGCAACAACGAGACACCAGACAGGAAAAGGAAGUCAGAGAACCCAUCUCCAUCCAAGAAGGCACGGAAGUCCCUGGCCUGUCUUGAGAACUGGGCACCAGACGCUGAUGAACAAGAGAAUGCUAUAGAAGCCAUGAUGGACACACCGAUGAAGAAUCUUCUGUCUGAGGUGUCGCUGCUGUUCUCCCCUCCCGCGGGGUCCAGAGUGGAGGGAGGGAAGGACCUGCAGCUGGCUGACACCUCCCUGGGCCUGAACAACGCCUUCAACCUGCCAUCCUCACCAACUAAGAUGAAGCUGCGGUCAGCCACGAAACGACACGUCCAUUUCCAGGAGACCCCUGUGCAGACCAGACAGACCAGCAAAGUCGUCAAGCUGGACACUAGAUACGAGCAGGUCGCCUGCGGGAAGACUGCCGACCAACAGUUACUCAUCCAGCAGGCACGGGCCAUCAUGCAGUCCUGCAAGCCACGGGCGCUCAAGCUCUGAGGAGCGCACUUCCCACCAAUUAUCAGUCGGCACUGGUUCAUUCAAAUGACAGCUGAUGUGCACAGCAUGUCCACAUUUCAUCAGUCACAAAAAUUUCCAAUAAGUAACAGUUAGUUACAAAGAAUCGCACACAAAGGUAUAGAAUCGAGUAUGAGGAAAGUUUUAUCAACAGCAAGUAGCCUACCAUUUGUGCCUUACAAACUCACAGCCAUUCAGCUAUAAAUUAGUCAUCUGUCAACCAAUCAAAACUUGCACUGCAAAACAUCUAACCAAUCCCAGGCAUAGUAGCAUUAUACAGUUGUAGCCAAUCAGAAUGAUGUGUUCUCUAUUACUAGUCUCAGUUGUAGAGAAAAGGGACAUUAUUUUGGGACAAAUUUAACCUUUGUAAAUGUAUGUGACUUAAUGGCCUACAUGUGUAGUUGCAAUGUUUUCCAUUUUAAAUCCAUCAGUUUGGCCAGUGUGUAGUUUUAUUCUUGUUGAAACUGUUGUGUUUAAUACUUCACGUGUGAUGUUUAGAAAUACAUGAAUAUGAAAUAUCUUUUGCCACUGGCUAUAGUUGAAAGGUCCAUUGUACUUUGCCACCAAGAGGAACAUGUCCAAAUCAUGUUUACAAAUUCAUCCAGAACAUUUCCAAGAAUGUCAUAUUGCAUGGACGGACUCCUUUUGUUCUAACUUUGUGUCACAACAGAACUUUAGAUAAAGCUGUUUGUAUUUGUUCUGUGCAGGAUACACUUUUACCUUACAUUUACAUUUGUUCAUUAACAACAGCUGGGCCUUUUUAAAGCCAUCUGCACCAAUGGCUCUGCAAAAAAGUUUGAUUUUUAACCACAUUUCUGGAUAGGAACAGAAAACAGAAAUAGUUCAACGAAUAGUUUUUGAUAUCAAAAUUUACUGUCAGCUGAAACUGUUAUAUUUGAGGUAAUACUCAUAGCUACUGAGUUUGUAUUUAUGAACUACCUAGUAGUUGUGUAAUGCAUUGUGGGCAAUAUGUCAAAGUUUUAAAGGCCAUUUGUUAUGUAUUACCAGGGCCAGGGUCCUUCAAGUUUGACACAAUACCCACAAUGCAUCAUACUCCACAUGCGCUUUUCAACCCAUGAACUAGCUUAUUGCAGGGUAGAAUUUGGCAUUAUCAGUAAUACAUGUAGUUCUGCGUAUGCAACACAAGCACUGUGCACCAUUUAUCAGUGGGGAUCACAGAAGGAAUAUGCACUGGACAGGGAAAAGUUUGGCACAAUACCGCACGAACAAUGUACACGCGUAUUUUUCAGUGAACGGGUCUAACAAAAGGGAAGAGGCAAAAGACUUUAAAGAUUGUAUUUAAAUGGUUGUUGCAGAAAUUUAGUAUGUGAAGUAAAUGUAUAUAUUAUCAGUACAGCAUACAAAAUGAUAAAUAGAGUUACGGUUACUAAAUCUGUGGUGGCACAGUCGAUGAUAUGUAAUUUCAGGGUUUGCAUCCAAAUGUUCUUAUGUAUAGUAGAGGGAGUGGUGGUAUAAUGUGUGUGAAAAUGUGUGUUUCGAGGUAAUUUACAAAAUCACAAGGAGACAAUUCUGGACUUAAGUGAGAAAUGUUUUUGAAUGCAAAGUUUACUGCAAAAGCAUUUGGGCUUGGCUGUUCUGAAUCCUAUAACAUUUCCAUAAAAAUGUUUACAAAGAACAUCAGAAUCACAGAAACAAGCAAAAGAUAUGAAAUAACAAUAGAAACUAAACUACGAGUCCAGAAUUGUCUAUUGCCAUUAUGUUGCUGUGGAUCCUUAAUUCUGGAAGUAACACAGAUAUUUUGAAGAGCUGACUUUGCAUUUGCUGGAGUAACUUUCAUUGUCCCUGUGAUGGAAGCAAAUUGAAGUUUGUACAAUAAUUGUAAAGAAAGAAACUAUGUCACCAUGCAGCAGUAAAGGAAAGGUACAGUUCAUCCCUAGCUGUGUGGUAUCUAUGGUAACUUGCUGACUUAGGGCAGAAUUUCAGGCAUUUUGUUUUACUACAUUUAUUUUAUUGCUGCUCAACAGUUGAUAUUCUUCCCUAGUAAAACCAUUAAUUACCUUCCCAACAGCUAAUGGAUACUGUAACUUCUUGUGUAUUUUGGUUGGAUUUGCUUCAUAUCUUGAAACAUAAUGUACUCCUCCAAAGUAUGCCAGGACUUUUGCAUUUGUAAAGUUUACCGAUACUUUUGUGUUAACAAAUGAAAGACUGACCUUUCACAUUUCCCAACUGUCAUUAUCCUUCGCUGCAUUUUCAUGUAACCCAUUAAACCAAACCUCUUUGUAUUUGGUGAGACCUCAAAAAUCUUUUCAUUUGCCCUUGUCAAUUUCUUAAAAAAAUGUAGCGUAAACCCCCAAUACACCCGCUGAAUUACAAAAUGCAGAAGUCCUUUUUGAAAGAUGGAACUAAUUUGUUAAAGUUUGUUCAAUCUGACACAUAUUCAUCACUUUAAUAACAAGGAGUGUUGUAGCUUAAACAUCACCCCUAAUAAAUUGUGCAGUUCA
Molecule: messenger RNA, 4961 nt
Organism: Branchiostoma belcheri (Belcher's lancelet)
Lineage: Eukaryota; Metazoa; Chordata; Leptocardii; Amphioxiformes; Branchiostomatidae
Product: myb-related protein A-like
Exons: 17
Coding region: 214-2481 (755 amino acids)
Biological process (GO): regulation of DNA-templated transcription
Cellular component (GO): nucleus
Molecular function (GO): DNA-binding transcription factor activity, RNA polymerase II-specific; RNA polymerase II cis-regulatory region sequence-specific DNA binding
Source: RefSeq, a predicted model, not a curated record